UCUUACACAAACAAACACUGAUUUGCAUCUCUACUAAUACAUAGAAAGAGUUUUAAGUAAAGGAAAACAAUGGAGGCCUUCAAAAGCAUUGCAAACCCUUUGUGUUCUUUCCUUGUUAUAUGCAUUUUGCUUCUCUUUGCAAAUGCAGCAUCAGGGAAAACUCAUUACCAUGAUUUUGUUGUUCAAGCAACACCAGUGAAGAGGCUGUGCAAAACCCACAACACCAUAACGGUGAAUGGACAAUUCCCUGGACCAACAUUGGAAGUAAACAACGGAGAUACUCUGGUGGUUAACGUUGUCAAUAGAGCUCGAUACAAUCUCACCAUUCACUGGCAUGGCGUUAGGCAAAUGAGAACAGGAUGGGCAGAUGGACCAGAAUUUGUCACUCAGUGCCCAAUUAGACCAGGAAAGAGUUACACUUACAGGUUUACCAUUCAAGGACAGGAAGGGACUCUUUGGUGGCACGCCCACAGCUCGUGGCUAAGGGCUACAGUUUAUGGAGCUAUAAUUAUCCACCCAAAAGAAGGUGAAAAGUAUCCAUUUCCUAAGCCCAAAAGAGAAACACCAAUUCUGCUAGGUGAGUGGUGGGAUACAAACCCUAUGGACGUUGUAAGAAGAGCUACAAGAACAGGAGCAGCUCCUAAUGUAUCUGAUGCGUACACCAUCAAUGGUCAACCAGGUGACCUCUACAAGUGUUCCAAACAAGAUACCACCAUAGUCCAUACGGACUCUGGCGAAACCAACCUCCUUCGAGUUAUCAACGCUGGACUGAACCAGCAGCUUUUCUUUACUGUGGCCAACCACAAGCUUACUGUUGUUGGAGCGGAUGCCUCUUAUGUUAAACCAUUCACAACAUCAGUCCUUAUGCUCGGACCAGGCCAGACAACUGAUGUACUGAUCAAAGCUGAUCAGCCAGCAGCCAGAUACUACAUGGCAGCACGUGCCUAUGCUAGUGCUCAAGGCGCCCCCUUUGACAAUACCACAACAACAGCCAUCCUUGAGUACAAGUCAGCUUCUUGUUCUUCCAAUUGUGCCAAGACUAAUCCAGUUUUGCCAUCUUUACCAGCAUAUAAUGACACAGCCACUGCUACAGCCUUCACAACCAAAUUCAGAAGCCCAAGAAAGGUCGAGGUGCCCACUGAAAUCGAUGAAAAUCUAUUCUUCACAGUCGGGCUGGGACUCCUGAACUGCCCAAGAGGUUCACGCUCCAGAAACUGUCAAGGUCCAAAUGGAACUCGAUUCACUGCCAGUAUGAACAAUGUAUCUUUUGUGCUACCAUCCAACUUUUCCCUUCUGCAAGCACAUCACCAAGGCAUACCUGGUGUUUUCUCAGCUGAUUUCCCAGCUGUACCACCUGUAAAAUUUGAUUAUACUGGCAACGUAAGCCGGCCACUAUGGCAACCUAUUCGAGCAACUAAGCUGUACAAGCUGAAAUACGGGGCAAAAGUGCAAGUUGUGUUACAAGGGACGAGUAUCUUCACGGGUGAAAACCACCCAAUUCAUCUUCACGGAUAUGAUUUUUACAUCAUUGCAGAGGGUUUCGGUAACUUUAAUCCAAAAAGAGAUACAGCUAAAUUCAACCUUGUUGAUCCACCUCUCAGAAAUACAGCCAGUGUACCCGUUAAUGGAUGGACAGUCAUCAGAUUUGUCGCUGAUAAUCCAGGAGUAUGGAUAAUGCACUGUCACUUGGAUGUUCACAUCACGUGGGGUUUGGCGAUGGCGUUCAUCGUGGAAAACGGAGUUAGUGAAUUGGAAUCAUUGGAGGCUCCUCCAGUAGAUUUUCCUGUCUGUUGAGGAUUGCAGCAAGCAACAUAAUACUAAAUUCAGAGGCCUAGAGAAAUCAAUUUUAAUUGUUUUAGUCAUUUUAAGUGAUAUUGUUCCCCCCAUUUGGGGCUAGUUCUUUUUCCUCUACUACAUUUUCCUAGAAUUUUUGGUCAAGAUGGUGCCAAGAAUUCACCAUCUGUUGUAGAAUUAAGCGAGCAUAUUUCCAUAUUAAAGCAGUUAGUUGUAUUGUUUCGUGUGAAAUUACAGAGAAGAAUUUAUUUGAGUAUUAAACUAAAUGUUGUUACCACUUCACAAAAACAGUACUAUAAUUACGA
Lycium ferocissimum is the source of this 2099-nucleotide messenger RNA. RefSeq names its product laccase-12-like. The transcript is spliced from 6 exons. Gene Ontology annotation, molecular function: hydroquinone:oxygen oxidoreductase activity; copper ion binding. Lineage: Eukaryota; Viridiplantae; Streptophyta; Magnoliopsida; Solanales; Solanaceae. Gene Ontology annotation, cellular component: apoplast. Gene Ontology annotation, biological process: lignin catabolic process. Bases 70 to 1794 code for a protein of 574 amino acids. The record is from RefSeq and is a predicted model, not a curated record.